GGGGUGAGCACAGCCAGCUCUGGCUCACCUCUGUGUGGCUGUGGCUACCUACGCCGCUCUCCCUUUUCCCCAAUGGCCCUUCUUUGCCAAACGUUACAACACACUGAGGCAUCGGCUACACACUGGGGUCUCACCCCAGUCCCACGCACGCAGGGCCCGGCCCGCGAGAGCCAAGGCGGUAGCAGAGCCAGCUCCUGGGGCGCGCCUCUCCCCAAGCUGGCAGGCUCCUUUCCAGGCCUCACUUCCCUGCACGGGCUGCGGCUCACCAGCAGCACGGUGACUUUAGGACCCGGGAGAGCCGCUGAAUCCGGCGGGCUUUAGGACCCGCAAAGCCCUUAGAGCCGACUGCGAAGAGCUGCCUUUCCGUCGCGCUGCUGUGACGUCAUCGCCCCGCGGCGCACGUCGGCGAGGUAACGCGUCGUUUUGGCGCCCGCGUGGAGUCCGGCCUGGCGGCUCAGCUGCCCCCCAUGGCCGCCGCGGAGCAGCCGGCUGCGGCGAUGAAGCGGCGGCGCAAGGCGCAGUACGUGUCAGGGCAGCAGGCCAAGCGGCCCCGGGGCGGCGGCGGGCCGCGGCAGCUGGAGCUCGGCAUGCAGGGCAUCCUCAUCACCUGCAACAUGAACGAGCGCAAGUGCGUGGGGGAGGCCUACAGCCUGCUCAACGAGUAUGGGGACCUGCUCUACGGGCCCGAGAAGUUUACAAAUCAAGAUGACAGGUUGUCAGGAAGCGAAGAGGAGGAAGAUGAUGUUGAAGCUGCCUUAAAGAAAGAAGUCGAUCAGAUUCGCACUUCGACUGAACAGAAGCUGAGACGAUUCCAGUCAGUGGAGAGUGGAGCUAACAAUGUGGUUUUUAUUAGAACGCUGGGUGUAGAACCUGAGAAGCUCGUGCAUCAUAUAUUAAUGGACUUGCACACUACUAAAAAGAAGAAAACAAGAGUUAUUCUGCGCAUGUUGCCCAUUUCUGGAACCUGCAAGGCUUUUAUGGAAGAUAUGCAAAAGUAUUCAGAGACGUUCUUUGAGCCUUGGUUUAAAGCCCCUAGUAAGGGUACUUUUCAGAUUGUUUACAAAGCUCGUAAUAACAGUCACAUGAGUAGGGAAGAAGUAAUCAAAGAAUUGGCAGGAAUAGUGGGCAGCCUAAAUCCAGAAAACAAAGUGGACCUUAAUAACCCCCAGUAUACCAUUGUGGUAGAAAUAAUAAAAAAUGUCUGUUGCUUGAGUGUGGUGAAAGACUAUGUUUUGUUCAGAAAAUAUAAUCUACAAGAGGUGGUGAAGAGCAAAAAGGAGGAGCUGGUGCAGCAAAACCUGUUGAGUGCUUCCCAAGGGGAGAAGUUGGAAGAAAUAAAACUUGCAGAAGAGGACACUAAAGAAGUGAAACCAGAAGACAAAAAUCAGGGUGAAGAGGAAGCUAAGCCCAAUGAGAGCGAUAAUCAGGAGGCAUAGAGAAUGUGAUGGAAGGGGAAGACAGACACUAAAGAUCACUGUAAAAAGACUGGCUUAAAGUUUUGAAAUGGAUGUUUAAAGAGGAGCUUAAUUUUUUAUUUUAAAUUUGCUUUUUAAAAUAUCCUAUUUUAAAAAAAAAUGUAAUGCUCCAUCCUGUCUUUGCUAUUGGAGUCAAUGUUGCAGCACGCAGUGUCAGAGAGAGUAAGUGACAAAUAUCACCAAACUCUUCAGCCUGAUUCUCCAGUGCCUUCCAUCUUGUGUGGUCAUAUAUCUGCAAAGUGUGUGUAAAUUGUUACCAUUCUGAUCUGGUAGCAUUUUACACCCACUUACCACAUGUAAAUAACUACCAUAGGGUGCCGGGCUGACUCAACCCCUUUGCCUCCAGACAUUGGCAGAGGCAGGAUUGAGAGGUCUGGAAAAGGACAGGAUCUUGCAAGGGGAUUUAUUUGAAAAUACAGUGCCGUUUUGUUUUGGUGACAUGACUUUGCAUACUAUAUAAACCUUGUUGUCUUAUUAAAUACAGAAUGAGCCAUAAGCACCUGACUUUCUGUAUGUUGUUCAGAUGUCUGCAAAGACUAGUGUACAACAUAUUAAUAUGUCUUUGAAAUAUGUUGGGUGGAGAAGAGGAAUUGCCACCAUCAAAAUAUCUCGGUAUUAUGAGCAAACCUCUCCCUCAAAUUCCUGUUAUUUUCUAGAACAGACAGAUGCCAGUGUGGAAGUCAUGUAUAUUUAUGGCAAAAGCACCCUGUGGCAUGUCUGUCAAGAACAGCAAUGUACAUAAUGGAUAGGCACAUAUAUGGUUAGCCACUAACAGUCUGUGAAGAACCCAUGUCUAAGGAUACUUAUUCCAAGGCCGCUCUUUCAUUUAAGUUUAUUUUUAUUAAAUAGUCUCAUUGGUUUUAUUUUUUUUUAUUAGCUGUGCUCUUAUUUGAGUUAAACAUCCUUUUUAAACUUCUUGAUGUGAAAGCAGCUCUCUAUAUUACACAACAUCUAGUAGAAAAAGUUUAACUUUUUGUAAUGGUUUCAGUUUUACAAAAUGAGUGUUUUGUCCCAGUUUGAAAAUAGCGUCUGAGUUUUUCCUCUUCCUAGAAUGUUUAAAGAGUAGGUCUCAUUGAUAAGUUACAGUAUCAUUUUUACAAAGACUAGAAACCCAGAUUUUUUUUAAAAACCCUAUUUUAAUAUAGUGCGGCUAUAGCUUGUUUUCCAGUAGUAUUGUUGCCGUACACUUUUUGUACAAGUGAAUGUCUUAGUUCUUUCAUGAUACACUUACAACUUAAACCUAUAGGUGUCACUAAUGGAAAAGCACUUGCUCCAAAUAACACCAGCUGGCUUGACUAUGAUUUAAUGAAAAGGACAUGGUUGAGCCUCUUAAGGGUUUUGUUUUAUGACCUCUAGUGUGUAAAACUGUUUUAAGUGUGAAAAUUAAAAAAAAAUGCUUCCGUA
Dermochelys coriacea (leatherback sea turtle) is the source of this 2879-nucleotide messenger RNA. RefSeq names its product THUMP domain containing 1 (gene THUMPD1). Lineage: Eukaryota; Metazoa; Chordata; Testudines; Dermochelyidae. The record is from RefSeq and is a predicted model, not a curated record. Gene Ontology annotation, molecular function: RNA binding. The transcript has 4 exons. Bases 468 to 1436 code for a protein of 322 amino acids. Gene Ontology annotation, biological process: tRNA modification.